Molecule: messenger RNA, 1080 nt
Organism: Cucurbitaria berberidis CBS 394.84
Lineage: Eukaryota; Fungi; Ascomycota; Dothideomycetes; Pleosporales; Cucurbitariaceae
Exons: 2
Coding region: 1-1080 (359 amino acids)
Source: RefSeq, a predicted model, not a curated record
AUGCAAUCCCAUUCUUCAGCAAAGCCCCAGAAAAACAGCGCCCUGUUACGUGCGCCUGCGGAACUCCGUCAUGAGAUUUACUCCUACCUAGUGCCAGAUCAUAUACACGCAUGCGUUCAAGGCGACAAGCUGCAUUUGUCUACGUGCGUUGUAGGUCGAAUCAAAGAGGAGGAUGAUAGCAAGGGUGCUAUGUUGCCAUCAUCGAAUAUGCUUGAUGGAUAUGAACGCCAACCUAAGGUUCCCUUGCACGGUGAUCAUGACCCCGUAUGGGCACCUCGUUUACGGUCAACAUGGGGACCACAUUGGAUAUGUGAGGAGAAUACAUUAGAUCAACAUUCUGAAGGCAAACUGGAUUUGGCGCUUCUUCUUGUUUGCAGGGACAUGUAUCUUGAAGUUGUUGACCUCUUGGCUCGCACCGCUGUGUUUCAUAUCACGGACUUGGAAACCGCCAACUUUUUGCAUGAAAGACCACUAUUGCUAUGUAGCAUGCAACUAAGACUCACGCAACUGAGCAUCACUCUCAGGCCCCCAAUAAAGUUCUACCAGUCCCUAGAACGCCCAGACGAUGAUACUACCAUGGAACCAGAACUAGCCAGCGCGACGCAAACCUGGUCACGACUCGGCUCCAUUAUUCGCCAAUUCAAUCGCCUCUCAAGACUUUGGAUAUGGCUAGACCACGACGAUCCGUGCUCCUGGUCGCUUGUAAACGAGCGAGCUACUCUCCAGCCUCUCAUCACCCAAUUAUCCGGCUCUCCAAAUCUCAAAAUCUCCAUCUAUCUACCAAGGCUUCACCCAAAGUAUGAAAGGGAGGAUUGGCACUAUACUAGCGAAACUCCAACACCGUUUCACUUGCACCGCAAACUGCGACAGAGAUGGCAUGGCGUGGAAAAAGGUCAGGGACGUUUCCAGGUGAUACACAAAGUAGAUUUCCCCUUCCUAAUUGAUAUUAUCGGCUUUGACGAGAUGUCCAUGGUAGAAGUCGAGGAAGAAGAGCGGAAAGGUUGGAGAAAAGGUACAGAUAUGGAGCUUGUGGUCGAGGACUUGAAUCAUGCGAACAUACAUGAGAACAUGCACAUCUAG